This is a messenger RNA of Suillus plorans, 1186 nucleotides long. RefSeq lists its product as uncharacterized. Lineage: Eukaryota; Fungi; Basidiomycota; Agaricomycetes; Boletales; Suillaceae. The transcript has a single exon. The record is from RefSeq and is a predicted model, not a curated record. The coding region runs from base 146 to 1057 and encodes 303 amino acids.
AUACGACUUGGAUCCGGUCGGAACCGUUGUGAAAUUGCAGAAAUUCUGUCAAGUCGCUCGCGAUGCGGGGCAUCGUUGGGCGUGGAGCGACACUUGCUGCAUCGACCAGAACAACAAUGUCGAGGUCCAGCAAUCAGUCAACUCCAUGUUCGUAUGGUAUCAUCACUCAGCGCUCACCAUCGUCUACCUAUCAGAUAUUCCUCCUUCAUCAAAAUGGGGCGCGCUCGCAAACAGCAUCUGGAACACGCGAGGAUGGACCGUUCAGGAAUUCCUCGCUCCUAAAAUCGUCCUUUCUUACCAAGCAGGUUGGACCCUAUAUCUCGACGACCGCUCGCGCAACCACAAGGAGUCUGUCAGUAUCAUGAGGGAGUUGGAGCGUUCAACUGGGAUAAAUGCACGGGCGCUUGCCGCCUUCCACCCGGGGAUGAGAGAUGCCCGAGAGAAACUCCGAUGGGCGUCAACGCGUGUCACUACAUUGCAGGAAGAUAUCGCGUAUUCGCUGUUUGGGAUAUUCGGCGUCCACCUUCCUGUAAUCUACGGAGAGAAAAGACAGAACGCGCUCGGACGUCUCUUGCAGGAGAUCACAGCCCAUUCGGGCGACAUCACGUCCCUGGACUGGGUGGGACAAUCGUCCACCUUCAACAGUUGUCUCCCAGCCGACAUUUUCUCAUACAAGGCUCUGCCAUGGACGGUAACAUCUCUAUCUGAAGACGAGAUACAGAACUCGGUCUCCACGCUACGAAAUAAUAUUGUGGCUGUGGAGUUGGCUUCGAAACUGUAUACCACUCUUGAGAACUUCGGCGUUCCUCGUUUCGCAAACAGUAGACUGCAAUUGCCUUGCAUCGCAUUUUCUCUCACAGAAGUUAGGCGGAGUACUGGUGUAGACGAGGACAAAUGUUUCACGUAUGAAGUCAAGGCAGACGGGCUACAAGACCUGCUGGUCACAACGGAAGACAAACUAGUUCAAUUCUCCCCUGCAAGGCCUGACACUUUCGUUUAUACUCUAACAACUAGAUUGGAGCAUAUGAAAAUAUCCGUAGAACUUUGCAUUGUAUAGCAUCCAAUAGUAUCGUAUUCUGCCUCAUUACUCAGUACUCAGUCUCAAUGGAAAGGAGAAAACACUGGCGCAAGCACUUCCUAGAAUUGUGCUCGUCCAGAUUCAUGAUUUUCAUCCAGCGUUUCCGAG